AUGGCCAACCGCGUGCUGUCCGGCAAGCCCAAGCCGCCGCCUGACACGAUGACGCUCCUUGAGCUGGACCUCUGGAUUGCCGAGCAAAAGGUGAUCAUCUCGCAUCUGGGAACUGUGGAUGAGGAGAGGAAGGCGGCGCUGUUUCGCUCGUUCGACGAAGGCCGUGCCAGAAAGGCCGCUGCCGAAGAAGCCAAGCUGAAGACCGAGCACCUGAAGUUCAAGGCGGAGCUGCUCAACAAAUAUAUCAACGAGACGAAUCAGGAGCUGGUCGAUGUCUUUAUGGAGGUCGACACCGUUACGAAGGAACUGUUGGUCGAAAAGGAGAAGGCCAGCCAACUGGAGAAGGAUGCCGCCAGACUUCCGGCCGAGAUUGAACUCAAGAAGGUUCAAUUGACGCACUUGGAGCACAAGUUCGCUGAAUUGAAAGAAGAUAACGCCGCUUUCGAAGCCCAACUUCAGCAAGACCUGACGGUCGCCAAGGAACAGUUGGCACGAAUCAAAGCCAUCAUCGAUGCUGACGAGGGCGAGCAAAGGCGCCGGGAGGUAAGGGCUAAGCUAGCCAAGAAGAAGAAGAAGGUUGAAGAGCUCCAGAAGCGCCAGCAAGACCUGGAGGCUCAAGUCAAGCUGCUGGAAACUGAUGCUCAGUGUCGUCGCCAGAUGCCGUUCAAGGACUUUUGCAAGAAGUUUGCACGCCACUUGUCCCAAGUACAAGAGUUCCAGCGGAAGAUUGCAGCUUUGAAGCCCGCUUUUGACGAGGCGGAAGCCAAGAAAAAGAAGGAGCAUAUGAAUAUGUCGAUGGUGGACAGCCAAGAAAACCAGGAUCAAACACAACUGAAUAUUUCCAAAUACGUCUUGAAGACCCAGCAGACUCAGCCAAAGUCUCCGCAAAGCAAGGAGCAAGCCGUCACCGAGCCUGUGCGGAUCCGAGUCGAAUCGCAGCUUCCGGAAAACGAAGAAACUAUGCUGGAAAACCCAGAAGAUCGCGAGACGCUGCUUGCCACAUCUAUGCUGAGCAACGACAUCGAAGUGGCGUCGAAUGCAAGCGAAUGCCGACGCCGAUCUUUGGAGGAGGAAGAUGCGACCAUGGAUGAGAACGAAGGCAGCAAGCGCCUCGCCUCUCAACCACCCCCAGCGAGCCAACAUCGUGAUGGCGAUCAACAAAGAACCUCGCAACAACACAAGCCGAAGAUCGUCGUCAGGGUCGUGCAGGAUGAUGGGCACGAGGGAUCUUUUGAAGAAGAUCAGGCCAAAACGUUGCAACUCCAUUCGAAAAGCCAAGGCGUAUCGCAAGUCGGAAACAGUCAGCUCUCAAUGCCGGACAGUCAGCGCCAAAUGGCUAGCAACACGCAGGCCACAACUGGAACCGAACAACAAGAAUGUGAGGUGAUGGACGCGUCUCCAUUUGAUUUCGAUCCAUCCCCGGCGAUGGAUUUCAACGAGCAAGGUGGCGGGACGCAACAGGACGAAGACGCAUUCAUGUUUGACGGGAUCGGAGAUACAACCGCCGGGUUUCACAUGGAAGCCGUGGACAGCGUCGUCAAUAUGUCUGGAACAGAUGGGGCGGGCGAGCAAUUCCUGUCCUUCAUGCAAGACCACACCGGCCGUUCGGGCCAGAGCAAGAAUGAUGCCAAUGGCGAGGGCGGAAGUUUCUUAUUCGGAAGCGGUGCGGGAGCUGGCGACGGGGCUGAUUUUGACUUCGAUUUCGGAGGUGAUGGGACCAAUGCGGCCAACGGCAACGAUCUCAAUGGAACCUUCGACUUCAAUUUCGACGGGCAGGAUGGCGACCACGCGGACGGCGACAAUGGCAACAGCAGCUUCGGCCUCGGAUUU
Mesorhabditis spiculigera is the source of this 1830-nucleotide messenger RNA. The record is from the annotation of a GenBank genome assembly. NCBI's taxonomy places the organism in Eukaryota, Metazoa, Nematoda, Chromadorea, Rhabditida, Rhabditidae.